Nakaseomyces glabratus is the source of this 3849-nucleotide messenger RNA. RefSeq lists its product as uncharacterized. The record is from RefSeq and is a predicted model, not a curated record. Gene Ontology annotation, biological process: nuclear-transcribed mRNA catabolic process, nonsense-mediated decay. Gene Ontology annotation, molecular function: telomeric repeat DNA binding; protein binding; telomerase RNA binding. Lineage: Eukaryota; Fungi; Ascomycota; Saccharomycetes; Saccharomycetales; Saccharomycetaceae. Gene Ontology annotation, cellular component: telomerase holoenzyme complex.
AUGGGAAGUUCACCAAUAGAGCAUUCUAUUAAAGGAAAACAUGUUUAUGACAGGAAAUCAAAACUAACCGACAACAAUUUCAAUUCGAAUAACUUCAUCAACAACAAUAACAGCAUCCCAGGUUUUACUCAAGGAUUACACCAAAAAAGACAUAACUCGAGUGCUAAUAACCAUACAAGAGAUACAAUUGUUAAGAGACGAUUACCAGUUCAGUCAGACGAGAAUCCGAUUGGUAACUUCUUAGAUAGCUUUUCAAAGAAUAGUUCCCCUUUACAACAGUGCAGAACUCCGGGUUCUAGACCACAUAGCGUGACGAAAAAAACCAGUAAUAUAGACAACACAGAUAUGGUAGGUAGAAGUAAUGCCAUAGGUGGAUAUAGCGAUAACGCCAACAUGAGUAAUAAGAGUCCUGCAGAAUUUAAUGCUGGUCCAGUUAAUAAAAAUCAUACAGGAAACAGUCUCCUAGAUAACAUAGCAAACUCUGCUAACAGAGUUGAUAUACCAGGAUCACCCUUUUAUUUACCAACCAGAACCCAUUCAAAUAUAUUGGAAACUACUCAAGCUGAUGCUCCUUUACAUCCUGUAAAUUCUUCGGAGGUUGAACAAGAGUCUAUUGGUCCUGAAUUAAAUUUGAUAGAAGAGCAGUAUAAUUCAAAUCUAGAAAAUGGGGAAAUAAAUUAUAAUACUGAAGUGUCUGAUUUUGAAUCGCUUCCGACCAAAGAUGCCAACAGUGUUACUUCAACAGAAUAUGAGAAGGGAACCCGAACGGCAAUGACCUCACAUCAAUCAAUUCUACCCACUACAUGGAAUAGAUCCACUCAAGCCUUGAUAUCAAAACUGCAAGAUAUUUAUAAAUCAAUUUUGGUUCAAGAGGUUGAACUACAGAACUGCUGUUCAGCUAUUACAUCCUCUCAAACUACUGAUUUAAAGAAAAUAUGGGAAGUGUACAAAAUAAAUGUCGAACUAGUGAACAACUAUGUUAUAUUUAUCACAACAGCGUUGCUGCCGUCCCAAUCUCAAACAGAUUUAUUGAUAGGACAAGAGAUUAUUGACGUAUAUAAAAUUGAAAGAAGAUUGUGGGUGUAUGGCACAAUAACCUUCCUUGAUGUUUUGAAACAUUUUUCUAAUUUCAUGGAUCCAGAAAUCUGUUGUCAGUUUAUUAUUCAUGUUUUUAUAUCAAUUGCCAAUAUGUCUGAUUAUAUUCCCAAAAAGUUUUCCAUUCCGUGGUUUUCUAGACUUGGCGAUUUAUCCCGUAUGGCAACAGCUUUAUAUCCUCCUGGGGCAACAGAUUGGAAAUUGAGUGCAGAAUACUGGUAUGGUGAGGCAAUGAAAUAUACUUACGGAGUAGGUAAACUGUACUAUCAUAUGGCAACAGUUCAGCAAAAUUCUUUAGCAGCCUUUAUAAACUUAGGUAAAAGUGUUUUUUGCCGAGAUGCAUUUGUACCAACACAGCAGUACUUGCAGCUUGUAAUCGAUAAUAUUUACCAGAGAGCAUACAUUUCACGGGGUGAGGAAUCGAGCAGUAACGUUCAAAUACUCGAUUAUCUUAAGCAUAAUGAAAUAAUGGUUUUACCAAACUUCAUGGAGAACUUUGAAUUGCAGCGAAUGGCAUAUGUAUAUUUUAGCGAGAAAUUCGGCCAAGACUUUGUAGGGAACAACUUUUUUGAUACACGGAGUAUGUUUGUUCAGAAUCUGGAGUCAGUAAAAUUUUACUUCAGGCAUUCUCCGUUGUUUGCCCAGGCUCAUAUUCUACAAGUGGUAGGGUACGGAAAUAUUGGAAAUGCGUUUGCUUUGCUUUACGAAUUGCCCAAAUUUAUCAAAGAUAAUGAAAUUUCAAGACAAAGAAAGAAAUCUAAAACAGGAGUUGACAACAUGAGUAUCGAUACACUUUCAUUUCAAGUUUCAGGAAACGAAAUACAUGAUGUUGGAGAAUAUUUCAACUCCUUAGAAAAUAUCGACAAAGAAUUUACUUUGCCACCUAAUGUUGAUAUAUGGAUUCAAUCUCUACAAUAUACUAAUACUACAGGUAUAUUUUGUGGCAUGAUGGUUUUACAGAAAUUUCUCCAAGGUCCUUUCGUUACAGCCUUGCCACAUUUACUACCAUGGGUCUAUUUCUUAAUUUCAGUUGCAUUCAAAAUAGAAACUUUACGGGAUACCAACAGUCAAUAUUUUUGGAAACUCUUCAUAAGACGCAUCUUUCCUUGGAAUACGAUCAUAAAUUUUUUGAACGUCUUAAUUGCAUUUCUGAAGGACAACUCUGAUUCGUGUUCCUUAGUAAAUCAGCUUUGCGAAACAUAUUCACAACUCUCAUUGGAUGAAAUUUUGACAAACUUCUCAGAAAAUGAAGAACUACCUGAAGUAUGGAAUUGCUGGGGAUCUUUGUGGUUUGAUACUAUUAAAAACAAAAGUGAAACUAGUUAUAGUGGCUUGAAAACCGCCGGUAUUAAGGAUGUGAACUUCUUAGACGCUCCUUAUGAUGGGAUUGUUUUUGAUGAGGAAGACGACAAUGGCAAUAAGUUCUGGAAACGUGCCUGUCGUAUACUGUUUCUAUUCAAAGGAUAUGCAGAGAAAUUUGAUCAAGGUUUAAGACUAACCAAUAUCAACAGUCUAAAUUCUGAAGAAGAGAAUAUUUUCACCAAGAAACAAGAGAAGCGUAACAUUGAUUUCUUGUUUAAAUUUGAUCCUACCUAUGAUUUAUUACCGAUUGACGAAGCUUCUAAUAAAUACUUCCAGGUCUAUUCACUAUUUACAGAGAAAUUACCAGCGUUUGAAUCGAUAAGUGAAAACAAUAUCAUAUUAGAUGCUGUGCCACAACUCAGUGUUAUUGAUGGAGAAAGUAUUUUUGAUUACGUAGGCUACAAGAAGUUGUUGCCAUGCUACUAUUACUAUGAUAAGAACGGCAAUGUAAACAAAGGUGCUAUCUACUCAAACUGGGAGGCUUUUAACCAGCUCGGUAAUGGACUGAAACCGAGAAUGGAAAAUGGCUCUUCAUUUAUUAUUGAUGGUCUAGAUGAUUCGAAGAAUUUUGAGAUACGCGAAAAAAGGUUAUUUGCAAAGUAUUUAGAGUGUGACGAAAGCCAAGAAUCAUCCGAUCACCUAGCUGAAGUGGAAAGAGAAGGCGAUGAGACGGAAGAUGAGACAGAAGAAACAAAUUCUCGGAAAGUGGAUAAAUACUACACUAAUCAACGCGACUUGGACACUAUAUUUAAAACAAUCAAGAUUAACGGAGAGAUGAGAGUCGCAUAUUAUUCGACUUAUUUCAUUUUCGAUGCCACCACAUGGCUUCGUCAUUUUGCUCACAUAUACAAGAUUGCGUACAGUGGUCUUCUGAAUUUUGUCAUAUGUCUAACCACAUUCCAGGAGCUGAGGUUUUUACGUCGUUCCAGAGAUGAAAAUGUGAUGGAGGCUGCCACAAGAGCAGUGAUUGUCAUCCGACUACUAUAUAAAUUGAAGAAGGUCAUACCAUUACGGUUUAAUGGUAAGAUCGCAUCACAUAUAGAAGAGCACUUGGAGUUUGAAGAACAGAUUACGUGGAGAUCUCAUGUCAAUGAAUUUGUCAUUGAAGCAGUUGCCAAAUCUCAGGAGAAUGGCAUGUUUGAUGAAUUACACAAUGAGAGUGCGAAGGCUGAUUUUGAUGCAGAAAACAUGGAUACCGCUGACAGUGCGGACACCAAGCAGCGUGGCAAUAGUAAUGCCAGUACGAAUAGCAAAGUUUUAUCUGUGCUAGUUACAGAUGACCGCAAUAUGGACAGCAAAGCCAAGGAGCGCGGUAUCCGGACGUGCAGCACGAGGUUUAUAUUUUCCAUUUGCAGUCAACUUGGAAUGAAGUAUGGAAUCUGUACCAAUUAG